AUGGAGGCGGGCAGCAAGGUGCUAUACGUGGACUUCCCCAACUUCAGCAGCAGCCUGCUGGAGAGCCUGAACCAGCAGCGCUUGGAGGGCAAGUUCUGCGACAUCUCCAUCCAGGUGCAGGGCAAGGUGUUCCAGGCCCACCGGGCGGUGCUCGCCGCAUCCUCGCCCUACUUCCACGACCAGGUGCUGUUCCGCAACGCCAGCCGCCUGUCGCUGCCGGGGGCGAUGGACGCGCGGGCCUUCGAGAACAUCCUGGCCUCGUGCUACGCGGGCCGCCUGGCGGUCACGCCGGCCGACAUCGUCAACUACCGGACGGUGGGCAGCUGCCUGCAGAUGUGGCACGUGGUGGACAAGUGCACGGCGCUGCUGCGGGAGCGGGAACCCCCCCCGGCCCCCGGCCCCCGCAACCCCAGCAGCCAGUCCCCCAGCAGCAGCAACUACUUCAGUCCCCGCGACGAGGCCCCCGUGUCCGUCUCCGUCAAGCCGGACCAGGGGGACGAGAUGCUGGAGGACGAGCUUCUGGAAGACGGGGAGGUCGACCCGGAGCAGAAGGUGACCAGCAACCAGGGGGCGUCGGGGGGCGGCGUGCUGUCGGCACGGCAGCCCCGGCACGGGGGCUGGGUCCUGGUGAAGGAGGAGGGGGAGGAGGAGGAGGAGGAGGGAGAGGAGGAGGAGGAGGAAGAUGACGACCUGGUGCUGACCUGCGAGGAGGACGACCACCAUUUUGUCAAGAGCGCUGGGGGAUGCCGCCCCUCGGAUCCCCGCGCGCUCAGCAUCAGCGGCGUGUGCACCCUGACCCGGCCCCAGCCCCCUCCCCUCCCCCUCGGACCGCCAGGCGAGGAUGAGCCGGCGGACUUCUGCGGCUCCACCGAGGACUUCCCCUACGAGGAGGGGCCCCAGUGCUUUGCCCCGGCCCCCUCCAUCCUCCUCCUGCCUGGUGGAGGGGUCGGCAGCGGCAGCGGCCUCCAGGAGCUGCGGCACGGGGCUGCGGGGGCGGUGGACCCGGCGGGAGGGGGGCCCGGCAGCCUCAGCAGCGGCGGAGGCAAGGUCUUCGCCUGCCACUGCGGCAAGAGCUUCACCCACCGCAGCCAGCGGGACCGGCACGUCAACAUGCACCUCAACCUGCGCCCCUUCGCCUGCACCCUGUGCAACAAGAAGUUCAAGAUGAAGCACCAUCUGGUGGAGCACAUGAAGAUCCACACCGGCCACAAGCCCUUCCAGUGCCACGUCUGUGCCAAGAAGUUCAUGUGGCGGGACAGCUUCCUCAGGCACCGCGCUGCCUGCGAGAAACUCCAGCACGAUAUCCCCCUCAGCAGAAGCCUCGACUGACUGA
This is a messenger RNA of Leucoraja erinaceus (little skate), 1333 nucleotides long. Its product is annotated as zinc finger and BTB domain-containing protein 22-like. The transcript has a single exon. NCBI's taxonomy places the organism in Eukaryota, Metazoa, Chordata, Chondrichthyes, Rajiformes, Rajidae. Gene Ontology annotation, molecular function: DNA-binding transcription factor activity, RNA polymerase II-specific; RNA polymerase II cis-regulatory region sequence-specific DNA binding; protein binding. Gene Ontology annotation, biological process: regulation of transcription by RNA polymerase II. The record is from RefSeq and is a predicted model, not a curated record. Bases 1 to 1329 code for a protein of 442 amino acids.